Naegleria gruberi is the source of this 1941-nucleotide messenger RNA. RefSeq lists its product as uncharacterized. Gene Ontology annotation, biological process: methylation. The transcript has 3 exons. Lineage: Eukaryota; Heterolobosea; Eutetramitea; Acrasida; Naegleriidae. The record is from RefSeq and is a predicted model, not a curated record. The coding region runs from base 1 to 1941 and encodes 646 amino acids. Gene Ontology annotation, molecular function: nucleic acid binding; methyltransferase activity.
AUGCUGUGUCCACCACUCGAUUUUCCAAGGUUGCAAAAAAAUAUGACGACCACGAAUCGACCUUCUCGUGGGCGGAAGAAGAUUCCAAGUGCAUCCUAUUAUUUGGGCUAUGUUGAAGAUGAUGAAUCAAUAGAGUCAAUUAUGCAAAAGUUCGACGAAUUGGAAAAAUUAAAAUCAUCAAAUCUUUCGGAAUGUGCUGCUUCUUCAUCGUCAUCUAAAAGUAUGGUGAAUGGAAAAGGGAAAGAACCAGCAGAAACAACAUUGGAUGGAGGAGCAAUUACACCACUUGAAGAAGAUUCCUAUCUCAAUGAAGAAUUGCAAGAGGAAUUGUUUAAAAGAACUUCACAUCAUUCCAUUCAAUCAAAUAUUUACUCAGAAAUUAUGUCAAACUAUAAUACUGAACAAGGUGAAUUGGAUGAGAUGGAUGAUGGUGAUGGACAGGAGGCUUCUGAUUAUUCUUCUGAUGAGGAUUAUGUUGAUAAUUUUCAAGAUGGAGAAUCUGAUGGAUCAACUGAGGAGAAUUUGAAUAUUUGUGUGAGUGACAGUGAAAUUGUCAAUGAGGAAUCCUUUGACGAAGAAGAAGAGGAGGAAAUCAUUGAUGAUGAAGAAUCUAGUAGAGCUAAAAAGAAGAGAAAAUCCAAUCAGACCAAUGGAAGGAAACGAAACACUCAGAAAAAGGGUGAUAAUACUAUCAAGGAUUUAGUCACACUCGAUCCAAAUAUGAACUUUUUGAAUUCAUUUGAAGGAAAUUCGACGACCAACUCAAAGAAAUCCAGAGCUACCAGCAAUAUAGAAAUUGUAAAUAUUCCAACAGCAGAGAAAAUACUCAAUUCCUGGGCUAAACAUAUACAAAGAGUAACACCAAAGGAAUGUAAAAAAUAUAAGGCAUACAGUGAAUGUCAAACAAUUGAUUUGACCAAUUUUGAAGAAGAUUUAUCAGGAAAAUUAAUGUUUAAUAGAACUAACUCAAAGAAAUCAUCAACCUUUGUAUCAAGUGUAUACACAUUCGAUACUGAAGAGGAUGUAAUCAUAACGAACCGAGUUUUAGAUUAUAAUUUUAAAUCGAUAUGUAAAAAUCAGCCGUUUGAGGGGAUUUUAAUUGAUCCACCCUAUCACUCAAUACAAGUGAAAGAUCUGAAAACAACACAAAACCUUCACAUUCAAAUAUUAUUUGAAAACAAUAUCGAUAUGAAAAAGUAUACAGUUUCAGCAUCACUGAGUAGAGAAGAUGAAAAGGAUUUCUUUACUACUAAGAAAGUCAAUUCAACCACUGAUGAUUUUCCAGAGUCAACUACAACAUCAUCAAUUUAUAAUAACAAACAGAGGAGAGGAAUUGUUCAUCGAUCACAAACUCAAUUACAGGCCAACAAGCAAGUACAAAUAAUAGAGGAAUUAAAAGAAGAAGAAGAAGAACCAGCAGAAGAAGAAACUGUACAGAACAAACAAACUACAAGACCAAUAGGUAUUAAAACAACAACUAUAAUAGAACCUUCAUCUGUCAAUGAUAGUGCAGAGAAUAGUAUUUCAGAUGCGAGCGUUGUUUCCUCAGUUGCUGCUAGCAGUUUAUCAUCUAACACAUCUUCAUCUGUUGCCUCAUCUGUGGAAUCAAAUCCAAGUUCUUCACCAAUUAUUAAAAAGAAAAAAUUCACAUUUGGAGGAUUAAUCAAGAGAAAACAAAAUGCUGAUAGUGAUGCAUCUAGUCCAAAUGCCAAUGGUUCAGCCUCUCCUAACCUCAAUGAUUCCCCUAAUUCUACAUCUACCACUAAUUUUGAAUCCAAUUCCCUUCCAAAACGACCUCAAGUCAUCAGUGUAAAUGAUGGCAGUGAUUUUAGGAAAAAGUUACAAGAUAGAAAGAGAAAUGCAGGUGGAACUGGUAUGAAAAUUGUCAAACAAAAUGAUCAACUUAUCGUAUCUCAAAACAAUUCAACUCUAGAAGAAUAA